Messenger RNA from Trachemys scripta elegans, 3163 nucleotides. RefSeq names its product protein phosphatase 1 regulatory subunit 7 (gene PPP1R7). Gene Ontology annotation, molecular function: protein binding. The record is from RefSeq and is a predicted model, not a curated record. Lineage: Eukaryota; Metazoa; Chordata; Testudines; Emydidae. Bases 61 to 1011 code for a protein of 316 amino acids. The transcript is spliced from 10 exons.
CCGCUGAUUGGUUGUGUCCGUUGCUGCGACGGGGAGUGGGUGGGGGGCAGGAAAAGCGACAUGGCGGCGGAGAGAGGAGAAGGGCCGCUGCAGGAGAUGAUGGAGGUUGACAGGCGGGUAGAGUCAGAAGAGUCAGGAGAUGAUGAAGGGAAGAAGCAAGCAGGUUGCAUAGUAACAGACCUCAGUCAGCAGAGCCUGAGAGAUGAGCAGAAUGGGGAGAACUUAACAGGAGAAGCAGAGACACCAGUCGAUAUGGAGACAAUUAACCUGGACCCGGAAGCUGAGGAUGUUGACCUGAAUCAUUUCCGAAUUGGAAAGAUCGAGGGAUUUGAAGUGCUCAAGAAAGUGAAGACUCUGUGUCUGCGUCAGAAUUUGGUUAAGUGCAUCGAGAACCUGGAACAGCUGCAGACUCUCAGAGAACUGGAUCUCUACGACAAUCAGAUUCGGAAGAUUGAGAACUUAGAGGCCCUGACAGACCUUGAGAUCCUGGACAUCUCUUUUAACUUGCUGCGACACAUUGAAGGACUAGACCGGCUCACCCAGCUUAAAAAACUCUUCCUGGUCAACAAUAAAAUCAGCAAAAUUGAGAACCUGAGCAACUUACAGCAAUUACAGAUGUUAGAGCUGGGAUCCAAUCGAAUCCGGGCAAUUGAGAAUACUGACACACUGACUAACCUGGACAGCCUAUUCCUGGGAAAGAACAAAAUCACCAAGCUCCAGAACUUGGAUGCACUGACAAACUUGACAGUGCUCAGUAUACAGAGCAACCGGCUGACCAAGAUCGAGGGUCUGCAGAACCUGGUGAAUCUGCGUGAGCUGUACCUUAGUCACAAUGGCAUAGAAGUCAUCGAGGGACUGGAGAACAAUAACAAACUUACAAUGCUGGACAUUGCAUCCAAUAGGAUCAAAAAGAUUGAAAAUGUCAGCCAUUUAACAGAGCUGCAGGAAUUCUGGUAUCUGAGCCCUUGGAUGGAGGCUUUGGCUGCAGGACUGGGAAGUAGCUGGACAUGAAAUCAAGCUAGAAUCCAGUAUAGAGGCUUCUUGGACGGUGCUUUUCCAACCCUUGAAUAUAACCUUUCAGAGGCUGUAUUAGUCAGUUUUGUGGUUCCCAUCUGGGCCUACUCAUGCCAGAAUGAACUGCCUUUAUACACCAAAGAGCUCAGGCAUCCUAUGAAGUGUGGCCUACUACAGUCCUCAAAGUGAGACAGUACAGAUUAGCUUGUGUGUGCAAAAUGUGGUGCGAUUCUUUUCAAAUUACUAGACUCUCCCCUUUGAACCAAAUGGAGAAAUUUACAAAGCGUUUUGCUCCCAGAAGAAGAAGUUGCUCCAGCUGCUGGUGUUUCUUCCUCAGGAAGGAAAGGGAGCAACCUAAUUCUAUAGGACUUUGACUUUAUGAAGAGGCCACUACUGAAAUGGAGAGCAGUGCACUGGUAAAGGUCUGCUCCUGAUCUCUAACUCCCUUCCCCAUCUGAGCCUCCAGCUUUCCCGUUUAAUACUCUUUUAACUUGGCCCUAUAUCCCUCCUGAUGGAGAGAACUGGGUAAAAUUCUCUUCAAAGCACAUCAGUGUUGCUCCUACUCUAGUUACAGUUUCAUGAAGCCUGCCUUAAAGAAGUAUUUUUAAUUACCGGUAAUUGCAGGGUUCCAGUUCCUAAAUGCUGUAUGCAUCCUUCUGACCCUAUUCAGUGCCCUAAAUAAAGGGUAUUAAAGUUAGCACAGAUGUAGUAUCACUUGUUAAGUCCAGGAAUGUUGCAGAUAGUUUGUCCUACUCUAACUAGGUAUUUAUAUGGCUCCUGGCACAAUAGUAUAUGAAUGCCUCUCUAUCACCCUUCUGAGUAGGAAAAAAUGACUCCCAUGUUGUGGAUGGGGGUGGGGCGAUUGAGGCACCAACAGAUUGAUUUAUCUGAGGUCACACAGAGACUCUGUGGCAGAGCUGAGAAGUGAUUUCCAGAGGCCCAAUGCAGUGUCUUAACCCCACAACGAUCCUUUGGUGACACACAGCCCCUGUUGUUAGAGCAGCUGUCUUUCCCUGGGGUGGUGGGAAGUAGGCACUUCAAGGAAAAACACUGCUUUUCCACUUCACAACUGCAAUUUUGGGGAAGUUAGGAGUUCAGUGCUGCUUGCCUUGGUUGCAUGAUGUGAGUAGGGUGCAGUGCACUGAAAGAGGUCUGGUCCCUUAUUUUGAGAUUAAAGAUAUUGCUGCUGCUGUAACUUCUUCUGAACCUCCAAGCUCUGCUUGUAGGAGCAAAGGAGAGCUGAAGCUUUCACAUCUGGGGUAGGGGAAUUGUGGCUGCAUAGUAUGCUCCUCCCUUCCUCUGACACCCCCACUGGAAUUCAGCCGGGAUCUAAAUGUGGGACAAUGUUAAUAACACCGAAUGAUGUGUUUGCAUCCCUCCCCCUUGCCAACUGUGGUUCAAAGUACUGCCAGCUGCUGCAUACUGUCUACAGUGACAUGCAUGGAGUCUCUGUGCUAUGGAAGUCACCCUGCCUUCCAGUGGGUGUAUUUUGGGCAGCAGCGUUCGAAGGAGCUGAGCUGUCAAGAGACCACAGUUAGCCCUGUGUGGAUUUGGUUGCAGUGGGGGGGUAUGAGGCCUCUGUUGUAGAUGGCAUUGAGAUCUGAGCAGGCCUUAGGUUUAUAGCUUGAACCAUGCAGCCUCUUCUGUGAGAGUCAGACUGCCUCCCAAUGGAGACACGAGAGGAAACCUUCUGAAGCGAGGCUCACAGCAUUUCCACACCCCUAUGUCCUGCCUAGGAGAGGUUGGUGCCCUUAGACUGGAGAGCUCAAGCUUUGCCUUGUCAGGCAGGGGCUGGCUUUAGGGGAACAAUAUUAAAGGGGAACCUGUGAAGCUAUCCUUGAGGCCAAAACUGCAGCAAUGUGCUGAAGGACAAGUCACGAGGGAGUGGGGUUUGCAGUGAGUAAGACAUUCCUGUGAUGCUCUGUAGACAAGAGAGAGCCAAUAGGUGGCAUUUCCAUGGUACAUUAAAACCUGUUGAGUUGAAUUCUGGUUACACAUUACCAGGGGGCGGGUGUUGUGGUAGAUAUUGCUGAAGAAUAACUGUGCUUGGAGUAGGGAACAGAGAAGGCUCAGCAAGGCUUCACAUUGAGGAAGCUCAUAUGGUGUCAUUCUUUCUAGCUAGAUUAAUAGAAUUAUAGAAUAUUAGGAU